Molecule: messenger RNA, 2223 nt
Organism: Rangifer tarandus platyrhynchus (Svalbard reindeer)
Lineage: Eukaryota; Metazoa; Chordata; Mammalia; Artiodactyla; Cervidae
Source: the annotation of a GenBank genome assembly
AUGCAGCCGCCGCCGAGGAAGGUGAAAGUUACACAGGAACUGAAAAACAUUCAAGUUGAACAGAUGACAAAACUUCAAGCCAAACAUCAAGCAGAAUGUGAUUUGCUUGAAGAUAUGAGGACAUUCAGUCAGAAGAAGGCUGCUAUUGAAAGAGAGUAUGCACAGGGUAUCCAGAAGUUGGCUAGUCAGUAUCUGAAGAGAGAUUGGCCUGGAAUAAAAGCUGAUGAUCGGAAUGAUUACAGGAGCAUGUAUCCUGUUUGGAAAUCUUUUCUCGAGGGAACAAUGCAGGUAGCCCAGUCUCGGAUCAAUAUAUGUGAAAACUAUAAAAACUUCAUUUCUGAGCCUGCAAGGACAGUGAGAAGCCUAAAAGAACAGCAACUGAAAAGGUGUGUGGACCAGUUGACAAAGAUCCAAACUGAAUUGCAAGAGACAGUAAAAGAUUUAGCUAAAGGCAAGAAGAAAUACUUUGAGACUGAACAGAUGGCUCAUGCAGUACGAGAGAAAGCUGACAUCGAGGCAAAAUCUAAACUUAGUCUUUUUCAAUCAAGAAUCAGUUUACAGAAGGCAAGCGUAAAGUUAAAAGCCCGACGAUCUGAGUGUAAUUCCAAAGCUACCCACGCAAGGAAUGAUUAUCUUCUUACAUUAGCGGCAGCAAAUGCGCACCAGGAUCGCUACUAUCAAACAGAUUUAGUUAAUAUUAUGAAGGCUCUUGAUGGAAAUGUGUAUGACCACCUUAAGGAUUAUUUAAUAGCCUUCAGCCGGACUGAGCUAGAGACAUGCCAAGCUGUGCAAAACACAUUCCAGUUUUUAUUAGAAACCUCCAGCAAGGUGGUACGAGACUAUAAUCUUCAGCUGUUUUUACAAGAGAAUGCUGUAUUUCACAAACCCCAGCCCUUCCAGUUCCAGCCUUGUGACAGUGAUACUAGUCGACAGUUAGAAUCAGAAACAGGGACCACAGAAGAGCACAGUUUAAACAAAGAGGCUCGGAAAUGGGCCACACGUGUGGCACGGGAGCACAAAACUAUUGUUCACCAACAACGGGUUCUAGAUGAUCUGGAGUGCCAUGGAGUUUCAGUAUCAGAGCAAAACCGAACAGAGUUGGAACAGAAAAUAGAUGAAGCUAAAGAAAAUAUUCGUAAAGCAGAGAUAAUUAAGUUGAAAGCUGAAGCCCGACUGGACCUACUAAAGCAGAUUGGUGUUUCUGUCGACACAUGGCUAAAGAGUGCAAUGAACCAAGUGAUGGAAGAACUGGAAAAUGAACGAUGGGCCCGCCUUCCUGCAGUGACUAAUAAUGGAGCCUUACACUCGCUUAAUGCAGAUACUGAAAGAGAAGAAGGAGAAGAGUUUGAGGACAACAUGGAUGCUUUUGAUGACAGCAGUUCCAGCCCUUCUGGUACCUUAAGAAAUUAUCCACUCACCUGCAAAGUUGUUUAUUCCUAUAAGGCUUCUCAACCAGAUGAGUUGACCAUUGAGGAACAUGAGGUGUUAGAAGUGAUUGAAGAUGGAGAUAUGGAAGACUGGGUAAAGGCUCGAAAUAAAGUCGGCCAAGUGGGUUAUGUGCCAGAAAAGUACCUACAGUUUCCGACCUCGAACAGUCUGCUGAGCAUGCUGCAGUCCUUGGCUGCCUUGGACAGUCGGUCACACACAUCCAGCAAUUCCACGGAGGCCGAACUCGUUUCAGGCAGCCUCAACGGAGAUGCCAGUGUCUGUUUCGUGAAAGCACUUUAUGACUACGAGGGCCAGACAGAUGAUGAAUUAUCUUUUCCUGAGGGAGCAAUCAUCCGAAUCUUGAACAAAGAAAACCAGGAUGAUGAUGGCUUCUGGGAAGGAGAAUUCAGUGGGCGGAUUGGAGUUUUCCCAUCGGUGCUAGUGGAAGAACUUUCAGCCUCAGAAAAUGGUGACACUCCAUGGAUGCGAGAGAUUCAGGUCUCUCCUUCCCCCAAACCGCCCGGCUCCCUGCCUGCACUGCCGCUGUAUGACCAGCCUCCCAGCAGCCCUUACCCCAGCCCAGAUAAGAGGGGCUCCCAGUACUUUCCCCGCUCUCCUUCAGCAAACGAAAACAGCUUCCAUGCCGAAUCGCCAGGAUUCUCGCAGGCAUCCAGGCAUACUCCUGAGACCUCAUAUGGGAAGCUACGACCUGUCCGGGCAGCUCCCCCUCCUCCUACACAGAACCACCGAAGGCCCGCAGAGAAGAUCGAGGAUGUGGAAAUCACACUGGUGUGA